Molecule: messenger RNA, 4979 nt
Organism: Carassius auratus (goldfish)
Lineage: Eukaryota; Metazoa; Chordata; Actinopteri; Cypriniformes; Cyprinidae
Product: ephrin type-B receptor 2-like
Exons: 16
Coding region: 58-3057 (999 amino acids)
Biological process (GO): ephrin receptor signaling pathway; protein phosphorylation; axon guidance
Cellular component (GO): dendrite; plasma membrane
Molecular function (GO): protein binding; transmembrane-ephrin receptor activity; ATP binding
Source: RefSeq, a predicted model, not a curated record
UAUUCGAGUGCUUGUGAUCAUAGUGUAUUCACAGAUGGCCUGCCGAACAAGUUUUCAAUGAAUAUUAUAGGUCUUUACAGUCAAAUGCCCAAAUUCACGGCAAUUAUGGAUAUAAUUCGUUUGUUAUGGAUAAUACGGAUUGUGUGGGCUGUUGAAGAUGUGUUGAUGGACUCCACGACGGCAACGGCAGAGCUGGGCUGGAUGAUAUAUCCAUCAUUGGGGUGGGAAGAGGUGAGUGGCUAUGACGAGAACAUGAGCACCAUUCGCACCUACCAGGUGUGCAACGUCUUCAAUGGCAACCAGAACAACUGGGUGCGCACCAAAUACAUCCAGCGGCGAGGAGCCCAACGGAUCCACGUGGAGAUGAAGUUCUCCGUGAGAGAUUGCAGCAGCAUCCCGAACGUCACUGGCUCUUGCAAGGAGACUUUUAAUCUGUACUACUUCGAGGCUGACAGGGACGAAGCCACCAAGGUGUAUCCCGCCUGGAUGGAGAACCCUUGGAUCAAGGUGGACACCAUCGCGGCCGAUGAGAGUUUCUCCCAGGUGGACCUGGGUGGCCGUGUGAUGAAGAUCAACAAGGAAGUACGCAGCUUCGGUCCGGUGUCCCGCAGAGGCUUCUAUUUGGCCUUUCAGGAUUACGGAGCAUGUAUGUCGCUCAUCGCUGUGAAGGUUUUCUAUCGCAAAUGCCCCCGAGUUGUUCGGAAUGGGGCCAUCUUUGAGGAGACCUUGUCAGGUGCGGAGAGCACGUCUCUGGUGUCCGCCCGGGGCAGUUGUGUCCCUAAUGGAGAGGAAGUGGAUGUUCCCAUUAAACUGUACUGCAAUGGAGAUGGGGAGUGGCUGGUUCCUAUCGGGCGCUGCGUGUGCAAGGCAGGGUAUGAGUCUGUGGACAAUGGGACCAUGUGUAGAGCAUGUCCAUCUGGGUCCUUCAAAGCAUCUCAAGGGGACCAGCAAUGUCUCCAGUGUCCCAUCAACAGUCGCACCACCAAUGAGGGUGCAACCAACUGUGUGUGCCGCAGUGGACACUACCAUGCAGACUCUGACCCUCUACAGAUGCCCUGUACAACGGUUCCGUCUGCACCCCAGAGAGUGAUUUCUAGCGUGAACGAGACUUCCCUGCGGCUGGAGUGGGAUCCACCGAAAGAGAGCGGAGGCCGGGAGGACGUGGUCUACAACAUCAUCUGUAAGAGCUGUGGUUCUGGGAGAGGGGCCUGCACACGCUGCGGUGACAAUGUGCAGUUCGUGCCCCGCCAACUGGGCCUGACCGAUCCCCGGGUCUAUGUCAGUGACCUGCUGGCCCACACGCAGUACACCUUUGAGAUUCAGGCUGUGAAUGGAGUGUCUGACCAGAGUCCUUUCUCACCUCAGUUCACCGCUGUCAACAUCACCACAAACCAGGCCGCUCCAUCUGCUGUGUCAAUCAUGCAUCAGGUCAGUCGAACCGUGGACAGCAUCACACUGUCCUGGUCCCAGCCAGACCAGCCCAAUGGGGUCAUUUUGGACUAUGAGCUGCAGUAUUAUGAGAAGAAUACGGCAGAGUCGAACUCCUCUCUACUGCGGAGUCAGACGAAUACAGCGGUGAUCCGGGGCCUGAAGCAGGGGACCAUCUACGUCUUCCAGGUGCGGGCCAGGACGGUGGCAGGCUUUGGACGUUUAAGUGGGAAGAUGUACUUCCAAACAAUGACUGAAGAGGAGUACAGCUCCAGCCUGCAGGAGAAGCUGCCCCUCAUUAUCGGCUCUGCUGUUGCUGGUGUUGUUUUUCUCAUCGCUGUGGUUGUGCUCAUUAUUGUCUGUAACCGGAGAGGCAGUGACAGGACAGAAUCUGAAUACACUGACAAGCUUCAGCAUUACACCAGCGGCCACAUGGCUCCAGGAAUGAAGAUCUACAUUGAUCCUUUCACAUAUGAGGAUCCCAAUGAGGCGGUGCGUGAGUUCGCCAAAGAAAUAGACGUGACCUGUGUGAAAAUCGAGCAAGUCAUUGGUGCAGGUGAGUUUGGAGAGGUAUGUAGCGGUAAUCUCAGGCUUCCUGGGAAGAGGGAGAUUCUGGUGGCCAUUAAGACUCUGAAAUCAGGCUACACUGAGAAGCAGCGGCGGGACUUCCUGAGCGAAGCCAGCAUCAUGGGGCAGUUUGACCAUCCCAACAUCAUCCACCUGGAAGGAGUGGUGACCAAGAGCACUCCAGUAAUGAUCAUCACUGAAUUCAUGGAGAACGGAUCACUGGACUCCUUUCUUCGGCAAAAUGAUGGCCAGUUCACUGUCAUUCAGUUGGUUGGCAUGCUGCGUGGCAUUGCAGCUGGCAUGAAAUACCUCUGUGACAUGAACUACGUACAUCGUGAUCUGGCUGCCCGCAACAUCCUGGUUAACAGCAAUCUAGUGUGCAAAGUGUCCGAUUUCGGGCUUUCUCGCUUUCUGGAAGAGGACACAUCAGAUCCUACAUAUACAAGCGCCCUGGGAGGGAAAAUUCCAAUACGAUGGACUGCUCCCGAGGCCAUUCAAUACAGGAAGUUCACGUCCUCGAGUGAUGUGUGGAGCUAUGGGAUCGUAAUGUGGGAGGUCAUGUCCUAUGGAGAGCGACCAUACUGGGACAUGAGCAAUCAAGAUGUAAUAAAUGCAAUCGAGCAGGAUUAUAGGUUACCUCCUCCUAUGGACUGUCCAAAUGCACUGCACCAACUAAUGUUGGACUGCUGGCAGAAGGACCGAAACAACCGUCCGAAGUUCAGUCAGAUUGUUAACUCUCUGGAUAAGAUGAUCCGUAAUCCUGGCAGUCUGAAGGCCACCACUCCUCUCUCUUCAGGCGUACAUCUACCUCUGCUGGACCGCAGCACACCAGACUUCUCCAGCUUCAGCACAGUGGACGAAUGGCUGGAUGCCAUCAAAAUGGGCCAGUACAAGGAGAACUUUGCCAACGAAGACCUCACUACCUUUGAAGCCGUGUCUCAGAUGAAUAUGGAUGACAUUCUGAAGGUGGGAGUCACACUAGCAGGCCACCAGAAGAAGAUUUUCAACAGUGUGCAGAUGAUGCGAGCCCAAAUGAACCAGAUCCAGUCAGUGGAGGUUUGAGUGGAGGAUGGGAGCAGUCUGUGCACACCAGACCCCUGUGGACCUCCAGAGCCCAGCAGUAGUCACUUUCUCUAGGGAUGAUCAAGAGCAGAUCCCCACAAGACCGCUAUGGUCUCGAUACUGCACCAGCACACUGAAGGCAACCUGUAGUCUUUGCAAUGGCCAAAUGAAUCCUUUAAAUUGGCUGCAUUUAAAUGCAAAUUUAUAUUCCAGUAUUAUCUCUGCCUUUGCAGUGUAUCUGAUAAACCACAUAAAAACCUCUCAUGUCUUUUGGAAUUUUAGUAUAUCUGUCAUUUAAUAGACAAUUAAAAUACAUUUAUAAUUUAAGGUGGCCACUUUGUCAAAUAUACCAUUUGCAUAAAAAAUUAUAGCCUUUUGUAUGUAAAUUCCUCGCUCUAAGCAGCUUUCUCUAUUGUUACAUCCUGAAAUGUGCUAAAUCACCUGCCAGGUAACUAUUUUUGCUCAAGUAUUUCUAAGCAUUUUCUAGGUCCAUUGAAAAGCAUUUAUAAAGUGCAGCCAUUAUACUAUUAAAAUUCAAAUAUUAGAAGAAUAUCUCACAGUUCACAGAAUUAGAAUAAAAUGGAGUCACUUUUAUCAUGAUAUGUUAUAUUGGGUAUAAAUUUAUUCAGAGCGUUUCCAUGUGCAGAAUAAAAGAGUUGCAAAGCUUGUUCAACCAUGUAAAUGUAGCCACCAUCACAAAUUAUCUUAUAAAGAUGAUAAUUAUUAUUCCGGGCAAAUUCAUUAAAUGAGAAAUAAUCCGAUUUUGAUUAUAUAGCCCCUUUACUCUUUAAUAUGAUUUGGCCAUAUUCACCAGAAAUGCGUUGAAAAAUUUAACAUUUAAAAACAUUGUCUCAGUGUGCAUCUGAAAAGGACUAUGGACUAAUAGCAAGAAAAAAGGAGAAGCAAUUAUACAUGUGUGAUGCUCAUGUAUGAUGAGGAAUGAUCCAUUUGAUGGAUCUUGUGCUGGCAGAAUAUGCCAAUAUGAGGACUGUUGUUAAAAUUACAACUAUGUGAAUAGUAGGUAAAGCAACCAGUACUGGUUCAGUCUGUUUUGUUUUUUUACAAAGAAAUGUGAUGAAUAUUUUUUAUUUUCUUGAUGAGUUUUAUUUAUUUGUUUUAUGCUUUGUAACACCAUUACUUUGCAAUUAUCCAUAUAACCAUGCACCAGUGUUGUACUAUAGAUGUUCUUGUCACAUAUCAGAAGCACUUCAUGUGCUGAUUUCCUCACAGAGCCUGCCGACUUUUAUAGAGUGUGCAUGCCGGUUUUUAUUUGAUGUUUACUUUCUAUCCCAAUAGUAUGUGUCCCUUAGUCUUAAUUUUUCAUGUUUAGAAAAAUAUUUGACAAUUUCUUAUACUUAUGUAUAUGUAUACAUAUAUAAUUAUGUUUGUGCAUAUAUACAGUACAUGCUGGCACUUUACAAUUAGGGUACAAUUUGUUUUAAAGGCACUAAUCCCAUCUUUUUUUUUUUUUGUAAGAAUUGUUCGAAGUUUGACAAACUAUUAUCUAACAAGAUUAGCUUGAAAGUAGCUAGAUUUUGAACUCUUCUAAAUGAUCCCGUCUUUCCCUUGAAUUUUGUAUUUGGCCGGUCCCACUUUUAUUUUCAGGCCUUAUUUUGUAUCCUAUUUGCGGUCCACAUGAAAUAGUUCUUGGCACCAAUGAAGCGCUGCACAUACAAAAAGCUGCUUAUGAAAUUGAAGAAUGAGAUGAAAAGAGAACAGACCUUUGGGAGACCUAAAGACAUAUUACAAAAGACUUUUAAGUCUGCUUUAACUGAAAGAUGUGUUUUAUAAUAAUUAUGAAUUUUAACAUCGAUAUUCUUCCUUACUGUUAUAGUUUUGUGCAGUUUAUCUGAAUUUUAGUGCCGUGGCAAAGGUUAUUUGACAGUUUGAGCCUGGAUUAAGUGAAAAGACUUCACUGGCCG